AGGAAAAAUCUAGGCGCUAUAGAGAGAGACUUAAAGCAGACCCAGAAAAAUUGGCUGAAAGGAAGCGAAAAAAAAAGAGAAAGUUAUCAUAAAAACAAAAUAUCGAUAUCAGGUAUGCAGCCUGAGGACAAAAAAAACUGCAGAACCAUAUGGAAAUUGCGUAAACAAGAACAAAGAAAGAGAUCAAAAGCACUUCGAAACAUACUGCAAGAAACACCACCAAGUUCUCCGUCUACUUUGCAGGAAAUCAAUAUACCACAAGAUCAAUAUGUACCCACUCCGCCGGCUUCUCCCUUUGCACCUCUGGAAUCUGAACAGAACAAAAAAAGGGGAAGGAAAAUAAUCCGUAGAGAUAGAUCUAAGAUGUACAAAGAAAAUUUAAAAUUACGAAGCCAAGCCAAUAUGUGGAAAAAAAAAUUGAAAAAUUUAAGAAGAGGGCUCAUCGUAAAGCAAACGAAUUAAAUAAAAUUAAAGAAAAAAGAACCGUGGCAGAAAAUGAAUUAUACGAAAAAUACAAAACUUUAACUCGUGCUAUAAAGAAAAACUACAUGACAACAAAGGCACGAGAAGGGAAAAGGAUGUUGAGAAAGAUAUUUGAAAACGUAGAUGAAUCACGCAAGAAACAAAUCAUACAGGACAGUUUAGGUGUAAAAGGAAGCGCUAAAGCAAAGACAACAUGUAAGGGUGAAACGGAACUAAUAAAGAAAGUAAAAUGUUUUUUCCAAAGAGAUGAUGUGUCAAGAAACACCGCCGGCAAGAAAGAAACCGUCACUAAAGGAAAAGAAAAAGUUCAAAAACGGUUCCUUUUAGAGUCAAUGAAAAAUUUAUUCAAAGCGUUUAAGUUGGAGAAUCCAGGGACAAAAUGUUCCUAUUUCUAUUUUACGAAACAUCGACCCUUCUACGUACUCAGACCAACAGUAGAUGGCAGGGAUAUGUGCCUUUGUAAAACACAUGCAAAUGCAGCAGCUAAAAUAAAGGCUCUAAAGCAGAAAAGAGUUAUUAAUGCGGUGGAUACAAGUACACUGAUUCUAGAAACAGUGUGUGACAGUAAUAAAAUGGAUUGUAUGUUUGGUACUUGUGUACAAUGUCAAGAUAGAGAAAUAAAAAUAAACGAAGAUAAUGUUAAGGGUAAAAUGCAAUGGUUUGAAUGGGUGAGAGAAGAGGAAAUUUAUGUAAAAGGAGGCAAAAGGAUGAAAUCUAUUAAGAAUGUUAAAAGAUUGAAUGAAGAUUUGGUACAAAACAUGAUAGAUAAAUUUAAAGAGGAUCUGAAAAUAUUAAAAAAACAUAUUUUCAAUAUGAAAACCCAGUACAGGAAUUUCCGGCAAAGUGUUGAUAACAUUAAACCAAACGAAGCCGUAAUUUUAGUUGAUUUCAGCGAAAAUUAUAGUGCAAAAUGCCAUGAAGAAAUUCAAGCACACCAUUUUGGUGGAUCCCGCAACCAAAUAACACUCCACACUGUUGUCGUAUACCUGCACGACAAAGACAAAAAUUACAAGGUAUCUUCUUUUUGCUCUGUAUCGCCAUGCAAUAUCCAUCAACCUGCUGCAAUAUGGGCGCACUUACAUCCGAUUCUAACAAGCAUUAUUGAAGAUUACCCUGAAAUUGACACUAUCCAUUACUUUUCUGAUGGACCUUUCUCUCAGUAUCGCCAGAAAGGUAACUUCUUCUUGGCUUGUACAAAAACAUUUGACUACGGGUUUCAAGCAUUUAGCUGGUCAUUCUUCGAAGCAGGUCAUGGCAAGGGAGCGGCUGAUGGAAUUGGGGGAUUCCUUAAAAGAGAGGCGGAUAACAAGGUAGCAACUGGAAAAGACAUAACCGAUGCAUUUGGAUUUUACCAAGCCCUCAAGGAAUCUAGCAAAAUCAAAUUGUUUUAUAUAAUCAAAGAAAAAAUUGACGAUGUUCAAAAUUGUAUUCCAAAGGAUCUUGUCCCUCUGCCUGGAACCAAAGAUGUGCACCAAAUCUUUUCAAGGAUUCGUGGCCAACUAAAGUAUAGAAAUUUGAGUUGUUUUUGCUCAAGAGGAUUGUGCGACUGUUUGCAUCCAAAGUUUUACUCACCUACCCCAACUUUAAGAAUAAUUCCAUCCCCUGUGGACAUGUGUGAGGACAACAUACUUGAUGAUGUAGACAACAUACGUGAUGAUAUUAUAUCCAGUGAUGAUACUGAUGAUGAUUUGCCUUUGAGUGCCCUGGUUUCUUUAAAACAGGAUGACAUCUUAUUUACUGAUCUACAUAAGGCUCCAAACAAAAGUAUUUACAACUGUGUGUAUGGUUCUUCUGAUGAGUCUAAUGAUGAAAAAAAUACUACACAGCCAUCAGUAUCAGGGCAAAACCAGUUAUUACCUGGAAUGGGUGAUUAUCUACUCGUCAAAGUUUAUGGCACCAAAGGCAAAUCAUACCAUAUUUACGCAUGCAUUGCUCAAAGCAAUAUCGACGACGAUGGAGAAAUUAAAGUCACAUUUAUGAAAUGUGUUAAAGGUGGGAAACUAUUUGUCCUCAAUGAAAAAGAUGUCUCCUAUGUUGCUUAUGAAGACAUCGUUCAAAAACUUCCUAAUCCGGAAAUUCAAUUGAAAAGAGGUGUCAAUUAUUUUAAGUUUCCAAUAGACACCAAUGUUUUUGAAAAGUAAUUUAUUGUAGGGAACUGUUGAUCUCCAUUAGGUUAAGAAAAACUAAUUUUUCGAUAGAUACGUUAAUUAGAAAAGAGGCGUCAAUAUUAUUUUAAGUUUUUCAUUGGAUACCAAUGUU
Messenger RNA from Cydia strobilella, 2742 nucleotides. RefSeq lists its product as uncharacterized. The coding region runs from base 549 to 2624 and encodes 691 amino acids. The transcript has a single exon. The record is from RefSeq and is a predicted model, not a curated record. NCBI's taxonomy places the organism in Eukaryota, Metazoa, Arthropoda, Insecta, Lepidoptera, Tortricidae.